Cladophialophora immunda is the source of this 1628-nucleotide messenger RNA. RefSeq lists its product as uncharacterized. The coding region runs from base 198 to 1439 and encodes 413 amino acids. The transcript is spliced from 2 exons. Gene Ontology annotation, molecular function: monooxygenase activity; FAD binding. Lineage: Eukaryota; Fungi; Ascomycota; Eurotiomycetes; Chaetothyriales; Herpotrichiellaceae. The record is from RefSeq and is a predicted model, not a curated record.
CCUUUUCUCCAGAACCUUCAUAGCCUGGACCGUGUUGAACUCGUCAUGAGACAGAAGGUGAGUCGAAGAUCUAUAUAUGGCUCGUUUGAGACGCGUCCAGAGCGCCAGAGGGCAUCUUCCCAAUCCCCUACAGCCGCUGUCACUCUUUUCGUACACCAAAUCUGCUUCAUAGGUACAGACCAACACCAGAGGGAAUCAUGAAAGUUAUCAUUAUUGGGAGUGGACUGGCAGGGCCGGCAAUGGCCCUUGCACUCAAGCGACACGACAUUUCCUGCAAAGUCUUCGACCUCCGCGACGAGACCGCGUUUGACGGCGGCUUCGUGGCGCUGGCGCCCAAUGCGCUCCGCGCCCUGGACCGAAUCGGCGUCUACGACCGCAUCCGGGCCCAGGGCUGGAACUACGAGGAGUUCCGAUUCCUCUCGUCCCGGAACCUGAGUCGCAUCGCCACGGUGCUGAACGGCAGCGAGGCCAGAUACGGAUACAAGGCGCUGCGCGUGUCUCGGGGCAUCGUCCGGCAGACGCUGGUGGACGUGCUUCGCGAGCGGGACAUCGAGCUGCACCUCAACGCCAAAUGCGUGCAGAUUCAGGAAACCGACCAUUCCACGGUCAUCGCGACCUUUGCGGACGGGCGCACUGAAGAGGCCGACUUCUUGAUCGGCGCCGACGGCAUCCAUUCCCGCGUCCGCAAACACCUCGACCCCGAUGCCGUUCCCACCUUCAGCGGCCAACUCGGCGUCGGCGGGUCCCUCGCCCGGUCCAAGCUGCUCCAGCCCGGGCAGGAAAUGUACAUGCCGUGCUUGAUCCUGGGGAAGUUGAACUCGUUCAUGUUCAUGCCCUGCACGUACACGGGGGACCGCGUCAGCUGCUUCGCGACGGUCGAGGCCCAGGAUCGGAGCCGCGAGGAAUGGGCCCAGCUCCAAAAGGACGAGGCGGCCCUGUACAAGAUGUUGCAGUCGCACCAUGAGAACGAGACGUGGCCCGACAUUGUCCGCGUCGCCUCGCAGGGGGUCGACAUGUCCUCGCUGUCCCUAUGGCCCUAUUACAAAGUCCCCGAGUUGAGCUCCUGGUCAAGCAGCUCGAGCAGGGUGAUUGUCAUCGGCGACGCGGCGCACGCCAUGCCUCCCACUGGCGGGCAAGGCGCGGCGAUGGCGUUUGAGGACGCUCUUACUCUGGCCGACACCCUUGCCCUGCUGGACAAAAAGGAGUCCGCCCGUCAUCAAGACCUGCUCGCACAGUGGCAAACAACGAGGAGAGACCGCGUGAAGAAGAUCCUCGCCUUCACCUCCAAGGGCGGCGACAUGCGAAAAUCGUCGGCCAGCACGUUCCAGCAAAUCGUCAAGGAGUGGGUCAUGUGGGCAUACUUCCUGUUCAUCGGGGAGGACGCCGGUCUGUCGUGGAUCUAUGAAUACGACACGGAAAAGUUCCUGGCUACUCAUUGAGUGGUGCUUUCUUUCUUUGCUGGCAUCUAGGGGAUCUGGAAAAUGUUCAUACCACGUCCACGGCAGUAGGGCUACACGAUGUGGUUCUGGUGAUGUACUAUGUUAUAACAGUUGGUGGCUGUCUGAGUCGCACAUUAUGUAUCAAUACUUCGUCCCGAGCAUUCCAGAAAUGACAAAACUCGAACCACU